Molecule: messenger RNA, 3020 nt
Organism: Trematomus bernacchii (emerald rockcod)
Lineage: Eukaryota; Metazoa; Chordata; Actinopteri; Perciformes; Nototheniidae
Product: KH homology domain-containing protein 4-like
Exons: 14
Coding region: 10-1884 (624 amino acids)
Cellular component (GO): nucleus
Molecular function (GO): RNA binding
Source: RefSeq, a predicted model, not a curated record
UUACGUAACAUGAAAACAGCUCCACUUCCGCCUAGUCACACUUUGCGACAAGUCGUCAGAAGAAAUCGACAGCCAGUCGAGACCUAUGGCUCCCGUCGCCCAGCGUCAACUGUAUUAAAAACUGUUUUAAUUAUACUACACAUUUAUUGGAGUGGUGCUAUGUCUUCGGGGAUGACGGGACGCACACCGUGCCUAACAAGCCGAUGGGAUAAGACAGCCCAGCCUAAACAGAGAAGCAGUGAAAAUGCAACCCACUCGCUGUCUUUAUCAGGAGUCGUCGGCACUGCUGGUUCAAACAGCUCCGCUUCCCCGUCACAACAAGCGGGAGAGAAGCCGGCGCCUCAGGGAGGAGUUGAAAUGGCAGCAGCCAUGGCUGCUAAAAUAAAUGCCAUGUUGAUGGCAAAAGGAAAGCUGUUGACUCCUCCACCAUUGCUUGCAAAGAUGCCUCGAAAUAUCCAUGUGCCAAACACUACGGAAGAAAUGGUGGUCACAGAGGUCGACAUAAACGAUGUACCAAUAAAUUGCAGGGAACUUCUUACUAAAGGCAAAACACAAGAAGAGAUCCGACAGUUCAGUGGAUCAGUCGUCUCAACGAAAGGCCAUUACAUGUCUGACGGGGAAAAAGGAAAAGCAGGACAAAGGCCUUUGUAUUUGCAUGUCCAGGGGAAGAACCAAGAUCAAGUCAAUAAGGCUGUGCUGAGGAUAAAAGAGAUAAUCUCUGAAGACCUGUUGAGGGCCUCGGCGGCAUCAGGAGGACAUCAGGUGCCUAUAAUGCCUCCGCUCACACUCUACCCUCAGCCUCCUCGGCCCGUCAUUUCCCCAUCUGCACCACGGAUGCCAAACACCAACUCAGUGCCAGGACAUCGGCCUGCAGCUCCUCAUUCAGGGAGUUUUGUGCACACAAAGAUUUUUGUGGGUCUGGACCAGGCGUGUCCCUCGUUCAACGUGAAUGAAAAGGUGGAGGGUCCAGGAGGAUCGUACCUGAGUCACAUCCAGGCAGAGACGGGGGCUCGGGUCUUUCUCAGGGGGAAAAGUUCUGGCUACAUCGAACAAGCAUCCAAACGAGAGUCUUUCGAGCCUCUUUAUGUCUACAUCAGCCACCCAAAUUCAGCUGGAUUGGAGUCAGCGAAGAAACUUACGGAGAGUCUGCUGGAAACUGUGAGACAGGAAAAUGCCCGUAUGGCGUCGAUGUACAGCGCCACCAGUUCAACACAACCAUACGCAGCACAUGGAUUUCAACCUAAUAGCAAUUACUCUAGCCAGGGGUCCUGGUAUAACUACCCAGCAAAUGGGUAUGCUGGCGGCUAUUCAGCGUACUCAGGAGCCAGUGGUUAUUGGAGUAAUGCAAAUGGUCCCCCAAGUCAUUCUAACAUGUCGACAAACCCUCCAUCUUCUCAGGCAAUGGUUCAGUAUCCUGUGUGUCCUAGGAAACCACAUCCCUAUCUCGACCAGGAUGCUGGCAGCAGUGGGACAGUGGAGCCUGGAGGAUCUUUAGACAACCCCCCUGACUCAGGAAGUCCCAGACGUCAUUUCCAGGAGGGGGCUAAGGAGGAACAGCCUUCCAGCAGAUCUCCAGAGGGUCCUGUGAACCAAGAGACGGCCCUUCCUGCCCCCAGUGUUGGAAAGGAGAAAGUAGUAGAAAGGAUUCUGAUGCCCCCUCCCCCACCUCUGUUUGUGGCCCCUGCCCCUGUUGCACGCAAAAGGCAGAGAGACACAGAAGACCCAGUCAGUCUGACUGGCAUCACCGCGUCUAUGGGUGUUCAAGAUGAGAUCGGCAAGAAGACGAAAGUGGACGAAGAUACGUCUGGGCUAGUCCCCUACGGAGGAGACUCCUCCGACGAAGAGGAGGAGAGGACACGCAGCAGUAAGCCCGAUCACUCAUAACCCCUGCCCCCCCCCCCACUGUCCAGGACACUCACAGACCCAAAGUCUCCAUUCGGUUUACCAACACAGUUCUCAAACCCGGAAAGGAAAAAUCCGCCCUUUCGUUUUCAUUCACUGUUUUGCCAUUUUUUUUUUUUUUUUACUACAAAGAGGGAAUGCAUUGAUUGCUGAUUAUUUUCCAAGUAGAGUUUACCAUUUUAAAGCUUGCAGAAUGUUUUUUUUUUCAUCUCCAUAUGGCACUUAGGGAGAGGAACAUCUGGCCCCACUUUAUGUAUCACAUCCUUUUUAAAAGGCAGGGGACCAAACUUUACACACUGACAGGUUGACAAUCGUAAUAUAUCAUUAUUUUAUAGCACAGAUGAUUAUUAGUAAACGGGCUGUAAAUGAAAAAACAAACACUGGUAUGGUCUUUGAAUAAUCACCAUCUCCUGAUGUUUGGUGCUUUCGUGGACUCUUAAGGAGGAAAGGUUUUUAUUGAAUGGUCUUGGUGUACUUUUUCAGUUAGUUUUUUUUUUCUCGGUUAUAUCACACAAGGGGUGUGAACCCGUUGGUUUCUCUAUAGUAUUGCACACCUAUACAGCAGUGGUAAAUAUAGAAAACCAUGCCAACUAUUUCAUUGUGCAUAUUUUUGUAGCCAAAUGACUUAUAAAGCGCAGCACAUCUUGUGGCUUCAUGCUCAUUAGAGAUUGUAAUGGUUUAGAAAAUAUAAAUCUUUCACCUUUUGUUAUCGCUGUCUUGAUAUAAACCUUUCUUUCUUACUCUAAGUGUCUGACUGACUCCAAAACGUCCACAUACAAUUAUGAAAAGAUGGUCAUUUUUGUAAAGAUGUCACUAUUAAACAAAUUACUCACUUUGAUCAGUGUGAAAGUAUUCAGGGUGGAUUUUCCCUUUUUUUUUUAAGAGGUGAAUACUAUUGUAUAACUACAUGAUCUUUUUUAAUUUUUUUAAACCAUCUUUUUGCUCAUCAAAACAAGCCCCUUUAUUUCCUAUUUUUUAAUUCAAACACUUGGUCUGCUGCAGUUACUGAUGCUAUAAAUACAUAUUGUAAAAUUCAGUGAAACUUUUUUUCUUAUCUUGGAAAAUGGUGUAUGCCUGUUCCCAUGGAAUACUAUAAUAAAGAAACACUUAUAAAUAAA